This is a messenger RNA of Parastagonospora nodorum SN15, 1200 nucleotides long. RefSeq lists its product as hypothetical. Bases 1 to 1200 code for a protein of 399 amino acids. The record is from RefSeq and is a predicted model, not a curated record. The transcript has 2 exons. Lineage: Eukaryota; Fungi; Ascomycota; Dothideomycetes; Pleosporales; Phaeosphaeriaceae.
AUGGCCGUGGGUAGACUUCAGGCCGCACUGGCCGCCGCAACAAACGAGGUGACGGUGGCUGCAGCGAAUCUCAAUUUUGAUUUCACUCUGGUCAAGUACGAAGCACCCAAAGAAUACCAGCCACUAGGGGGCAUGCUAUCAGCAAGACGCAAAGACAACGCAGAGACUGGCUCAAGCCAUAAAUUGGCUCGGCAAUUGGGCGCGCUCUUCGAGGGCCUCUGUCCUACAGCACCAAAACUUCUGGAGGCGUAUGGUAAGCGGGCUUCGGAGAUCGCCAAAACCUCAGCCAAAGCUUCGGAACCGUACAUCGGGACUCUUUUUGGUGACUUCACAGGGAUUGAUGGAACAUCAAUAUGGGCCGCGGCUACCUCGUCGGACUCCGCCCUAUAUGUCCACUUGUUAGCUAGCCUCCUGGCUCGCAUGUGGAGCGCUCAGGAGGCCACCGCGAUAUGGACUGAACUGGUAGCAGAGCGCAGAAAGGACAUCGCAAACAAAGUGGAUAGGGGCGAACCAGUGAAGAUCUCACUUGCAGCUGCUGCGGGUCAAGAUAUCACCCGUUCUCAACUCGCCGCCUGGGAUACCAGUGCGAGAGCAUGGCUUCGCACAGCCGAUGGAGUUUCCGAACGCAAACAAAAGCAACUUGAGUUGAUACUCAAGAACACUAGUCUUCCCGUUAUCGGAGACUCCACGGUAUUCCCUGGCGUUAUCAGUACCUGGGCAACAGCUGUCGAAACCAUGGAAAAGCUUAUCACGGGCAUGCCACAGGCUGUUCGUGACGGCGCAUCGCUCAUAGGACUAUCUGCAUGGCACUUAUACCCUGACAUGGGCGUGUUCAGUCCUGAGGUCAAAGAGAUCAGGAUGAACGAUCCACUUGUUGCUGCUGGGGGUUUUCUGUCGAUUGGUCUAGCAACUACACCUCGCACCUCUGAUGAAUCUAGCGGCGUACAUUGGUCUCUAUCGUUAGCACAACUUCGGUUCUACGGAAGGCCAGUCAAAGUGCAGCGAGCUUUAGAGAACGGAGCCAGGAUCACCUUUCAGCAGCUCAACCUCGUUAUACUUGGCGUAUUACUCUCCGAGUGGCGGAUGAACGAGUCUCAAGGUGACCUUGCUGCCAAGGCGAUCAUCUCGUUGACAGAGUACAUAAAACACGGAGAGCCCAACGACUUGUCCAUGGUUCCAGUCUUCCGCCGCAGUAUGUAA